CCAAGAAACCACAUUCUCUGUCUACUCCUUCUCUCUAGAGCUCAACAAUUCCCUUCAAUUAAUCGACAUUUUUGAAUGUCCAUCACUUGCGGCUUAGAGUGCGUGGCGGUGUUGGGUUGCUCACGGUGGGCGUGGAAGCGGUGCACAUAUAUAGGCUCCGAUGACAGCCAAUCAUGGCCCACCGCCACUCCCGAAGAGUUCGAGCCUGUCCCUCGCAUCUGCCGCAUCAUUCUCGCCGUCUACGAGACCGACCUCCGAAACCCAAAAUACCCACCUCAAGGCGGGUACCGUCUCGACCCGGAUUGUGUUGUGAAGCGGGUCACCUAUGAGGAGACCCAGGGACGUGCGCCUCCUUACAUCAUUUACGUUGAUCACGAACAUAAGGAGAUCGUACUCGCUAUUCGUGGACUUAAUCUUAUCAAGGAAAGUGAUUACAAGCUACUCUUGGAUAAUCGAUUGGGGAUGCAGAUGUUUGAUGGCGGAUAUGUUCACCAUGGUCUAUUGAGGUCCGCAAUUUGGCUCUUGAACCAGGAGGGCGAGACGCUCAGGAGGCUUUGGAUCGAAACCGGGAGGGAAUACUCGAUGGUCUUUGCUGGGCAUUCGUUGGGGUCCGGUGUAGCUGCCUUACUGACGAUCAUCGCCGUCAAUCACAGGGAGAAGUUGGGAGGCAUUUCCAGGGAUAAGUUUAGGUGCUACGCUGUGGCACCGGCGAGGUGUAUGUCGCUCAAUUUGGCUGUCAAGUAUGCAGAUGUUAUAUACUCUGUUGUAUUGCAGGAUGAUUUCUUGCCAAGAACGCCGACUCCAUUAGAAGAUAUAUUUAAGUCAAUAUUUUGCUUGCCCUGCUUGUUACAAUGGGUGUGCUUGAGGGAUACAUUCAUUCCCGAAGGUAGAAAGCUUCGAGACCCGAGAAGGCUCUAUGCUCCUGGACGAAUAUAUCACAUUGUAGAGAGAAAAUUUUGCAGAUGUGGGAGGUAUCCGCCAGAGGUCAGGACAGCUAUUCCUGUAGAAGGGAGAUUUGAGCAUAUUGUGUUAUCAAGUAAUGCUACAUCUGAUCAUGGGAUUAUUUGGAUAGAGAGAGAAGCAGAGAAGGCCAUAGAGAGAAUGAAGGAAACCAGUGCUGAGACCAUCACAACCCCUCCAAAGGUACAGAAGUUGGAGAGGUUGGAGACAAUUGAGAAAGAACACAAGGACGCACUGGAAAGAGCUGCUAGUUUGAAUAUACCUCAUGCUGUGACAACCAUAGAGGAGGAACCCAAGAAAGAUGAGGCAGAGUCAUCCGAAGGCACAUGCCAGGAUGGCUCAAAAAGUAAAUCUGACUCUACUGGGGGAAGGACUAACUGGGACGAAGUGGUUGAAAAGCUUUUUAAGAGAAAUGAGUCGGGAGAUCUACUUCUUAGAAAAGAUGCAGAAGCUCCAAAACAGCAGCAGUGAUACGUUAUUUUCUCUCGCGUUUUUCUCCCCCAUUGCCGGCGUGCAUUCGUUUUUUGGUAUGCAGUGUAUAUUUCUCGCGUUGCUGGUGUGCAUUUCUUUUUCGGUCUGCCGGGUGUAUUUCUCCCCGCUGCCCUUUAUCCAUUCAUUUACAUGUUAGAAAUUUGUAAAUUCUGUUGUAUGAAAAGGUCGUUAAAAUAACAUGAAACCAUAUUUCCUCUACCCAUGCGGGUAUAUACAAAUUACCAUCAACGUUUAUUGUCCUCAA
Molecule: messenger RNA, 1696 nt
Organism: Tripterygium wilfordii
Lineage: Eukaryota; Viridiplantae; Streptophyta; Magnoliopsida; Celastrales; Celastraceae
Exons: 5
Coding region: 76-1431 (451 amino acids)
Biological process (GO): lipid catabolic process
Source: RefSeq, a predicted model, not a curated record